AGUGCAUACAUGUUCUUCUCCCAAGACAACCGUGACAAGGUUCGCUCUGACAACCCUGAAGCAAGCUUCGGUGAAGUUGGUCGUUUGCUCGGUGCCAGAUGGAAAGAGAUGAGCGAAGCACAAAAGCAACCAUACAAGGAUAUGGCUGAACGUGACAAAGUUCGUGCAACAAACGAAAAGAGUGCAUACAAGACUGCCGCAAAGGCCAGCAAAUCAAGAAAGUAGACGAGAUGAUAAAAGAUCGUUCGUGCGAUUGAUUGUACGAAUUAUAACUUUAUCAUCUUGUAUUCACUUUUCUCCAGUCGUUGCUUGUAUCGUUUGUCUCUCUUUACCUCGUUCCAUCUUUUCUCAUUCACGCUCGAUCAGAAAGCCUUCCUCAACUCUUUCCCUCUUUUGUCAUCUUUUUUUUUCUGACGUCGUGCAUUAGGCAUAGAUGUGUGUA
Molecule: messenger RNA, 442 nt
Organism: Meira miltonrushii
Lineage: Eukaryota; Fungi; Basidiomycota; Exobasidiomycetes; Exobasidiales; Brachybasidiaceae
Product: high mobility group box
Exons: 1
Coding region: 10-225 (71 amino acids)
Source: RefSeq, a predicted model, not a curated record